Molecule: messenger RNA, 722 nt
Organism: Musca domestica (house fly)
Lineage: Eukaryota; Metazoa; Arthropoda; Insecta; Diptera; Muscidae
Product: thioredoxin-2-like
Exons: 1
Coding region: 103-636 (177 amino acids)
Source: RefSeq, a predicted model, not a curated record
UCAUUCAAAUUCAAUAUAAAUUCAUUUACAAAAAAUUGAUUUUUAAAAUUUCCGAAUUUUAACCAAAUAAAAAAAAUCUAUUAUCAGCUAAAUUCCAACAAAAUGUCCUCUUCAAAAGCCGCCACGAAUGGAAGAAACAACAAAACCUCCUCCAAACCUCUGGUAACACCACCGAACAAACCCAAUGACCCCAAGGAAGCUGCGCCAGCAAAACCCUUCUCCCUGCCCAAAGAUAAAAACCUCCUCACGAUCGAUAGCAAAGAUGAUUUUGAAAAUAUCAUCAAAGAGGCCGGCGAACGUUUGAUAAUGUUUGAAUUUUUCGCCCCUUGGUGUGGCCCAUGCCGUAUAUUGACCACAAAAUUGGUGGAUAUGGCCAAUUUGUAUCGCGAUAAGUUGUUGAUUGUUAAAAUCGAUGUCGAUGAAUUCGAAGAUUUGGCCAUUGAACAUAAUGUCACGGCUAUGCCCACAUUUUUGAUAAUGCAAAAUAAGAAGCUAUUGCAGCAGUUUUCGAGUAGUAAUGCCGAACACUUACAAGAGACGGUGGAGAAAUAUGCCGGAAAGCCGGAGCAGGAGGAGGAUAAGGGUAAGAAGAGUGAGGGGAAGGAGGGGGAAAAAAAGGAUGAGAAGAAAAAAUGAAAUGGAAAAGAUCUCGCAGUAGAAGAAUUUGAUUGUUAAUAAUUUGAUUUAAUUGAAAUACAAAAAUAAAAUUAUCUGAAACAUAA